GUGAGGUGCCAAUGAAGCAUAAAUAGCUGUUACGUAAUAUUUAAACAAUCUAAUGACAAAAUUUGUGUUUGUUUUCUUGUUGUGCUUCGUCGUUUGUUUAUAUUCGAAGACGGCUGUUAGCUCCGGGAAGGUGAAUAAAUCAAUCAUUACAAAACAUGAAAUUUCGCUUCUGCGGAGAAGGCGACUGUCCGGAUUGGGUUCUUGCAGAAAUCCAUUCUAAUUUGGCAGUGCUUAGUUUGGAACAGCUAAAAGAAGUAGCCUACCAUGUAGCUGGAUGUGUCAUUGGAGAUGAUGUUCCGGAAGAUAAAGUUCGCGCUAAUUUUGGUGUGAUGAGGGGAUCGAUGGACACGCCGAAAGCGGCUUUCGCAUGCAUACGCUUUCUUCUGGUAAGUGCUGCCCGUUUUAAUACUGAGAGCUCCGUAUUUGGCACAGAAUUGCAUCAAUUAGGCCUGCCUAAGGAUCACACUACAGUUAUUUGUCAGGUGUUAGAGGAUUACGUUUGCCAGAUUCGAUCCAAAUUACGCCAGUCUAGUUUAACGAUAAAUGAGCUGGAAAGUGUUUCUUGUAAAAAGCCGGAAAAUACUAUUGAUUGCGUACAGCUCCGGUUUAAUAUCAAAAACGAAAUUAUACAUGGCUUUCCACAGCGUACAAAUCACACAGUCAAUAUUAAUCGCAGCGAUAUUCAUGUGCUUCUCAAAGAACUAAAAUCAAUGAAGUCCAUCAUGGAUGGAUACGACCACGAAUCAAAGUAAUUAUGAAUUAUUAUUUUGAACCCUAGGAACAUUCAAAUAAUAUAUUUAUGGUCGACCUUUUUUCAA
Molecule: messenger RNA, 818 nt
Organism: Armigeres subalbatus
Lineage: Eukaryota; Metazoa; Arthropoda; Insecta; Diptera; Culicidae
Product: COMM domain-containing protein 4
Exons: 4
Coding region: 156-752 (198 amino acids)
Source: RefSeq, a predicted model, not a curated record